Molecule: messenger RNA, 3128 nt
Organism: Trichomycterus rosablanca
Lineage: Eukaryota; Metazoa; Chordata; Actinopteri; Siluriformes; Trichomycteridae
Gene: mthfd1b
Product: methylenetetrahydrofolate dehydrogenase (NADP+ dependent) 1b
Exons: 28
Coding region: 60-2864 (934 amino acids)
Biological process (GO): tetrahydrofolate interconversion
Cellular component (GO): cytosol
Molecular function (GO): formate-tetrahydrofolate ligase activity; ATP binding; methylenetetrahydrofolate dehydrogenase (NADP+) activity
Source: RefSeq, a predicted model, not a curated record
GAAAAGUUUCAGGUGGUCAGUUUCAUUCUCCGUGUGCAGAAAGCAAUCCAAGCUGAACCAUGUCUGCUCAGAUCAUCAGUGGAAAGGAAGUCUCAGCUCAGGUGCGCGAGAGGCUAAAAAAGGAGGUGGAAGCAAUGAAGGCUCAAGACCCAAACUUUAGACCAGGCUUGGUGGUAUUACAGGUGGGAAACAGAGACGACUCCAACCUGUACAUCAGUAUGAAGGUGAAAGCUGCUGCUGAGAUUGGGAUCAAUGCCACUCACAUGAGACUUCCACAGACAGCUACUGAAAAUGAGGUUCUACAGUCCAUUACAGCUGUGAAUGAAGAUUCCAGUGUGCACGGACUCAUAGUGCAGCUGCCUUUGGACUCCAUUCACCGCAUAGACACAGAGAAGGUCACCAACGCUGUAGCUCCAGAGAAAGAUGUAGACGGUUUGACUAGCAUAAAUGCAGGAAAGCUGGCUCGUGGAGAUCUGGGGGACUGUUUCAUUCCCUGCACUCCCAACGGCUGUAUGGAGCUCAUCAAACAGACAGGAGUGUCUGUGGCGGGAAAACGAGCCGUUGUGGUUGGACGCAGUAAGAUCGUAGGUGCUCCCAUGCAUGAUCUUCUACUCUGGAAUCAUGCAACUGUUACCACCUGCCACUCAAAAACCGCUGACCUGCCAGCCGAGGUGGGACUGGCAGAUAUCUUGGUGACUGGUAUUGGAAAGCCAGAGAUGGUGAAGGGCGAGUGGUUGAAGAAGGGUGCUAUCGUCAUUGACUGUGGAAUCAACCAUGUUCCAGACAGCACCAAGUCGAGUGGGAAGCGGGUGGUGGGUGAUGUUCACUUUGCCACUGCAAAGGAACAAGCAGCCUUCAUCACACCGGUGCCGGGUGGAGUCGGACCCAUGACUGUAGCCAUGCUCAUGCAGAACACCGUGCUGAGUGCAAAGCGCUUUCUUCAAGCACAUGAACCAGGCAAAUGGAACAUCUCCUACAACCAGCUCAACUUGCAGAGACCCGUACCAAGUGAUAUCGUCAUUUCCCGUUCUUGUUUGCCAAAACCCAUUGACCGUUUGGCCAGUGAGAUCGGACUUCUCACAGAUGAAGUUGAGCUCUAUGGCAAGACCAAGGCCAAAGUGCAGCUGGAAACUAUUGAUCGAAUUCGCUCCCAGCCUGAUGGCAAAUACGUGGUUGUUACUGGAAUCACUCCUACACCUCUUGGUGAGGGGAAGAGCACCACUACGAUAGGAUUGGUGCAGGCGCUUGGUGCUCACCUCAAAUGCAACGUGUUCGCCUGUGUGCGCCAGCCGUCUCAAGGACCUACGUUCGGCAUAAAAGGUGGCGCUGCUGGAGGUGGAUAUUCUCAAGUUAUUCCCAUGGAAGAGUUUAAUCUUCACCUCACUGGUGACAUCCAUGCCAUAACUGCUGCAAACAACUUGGUCGCUGCUGCUAUUGAUGCCCGUAUGUUCCAUGAGGCCACUCAGACUGAUAAGGCUCUUUAUAACCGACUAGUGCCGCUGAAUGAAGGGCAGAGAAAGUUUUCACCUGUGCAGAUCAACAGACUAAAAAAACUGGGCAUUGAGAAGACCGAUCCAUCUGAGAUGACUGAAGAGGACAUCAGUCGCUUUGUGAGACUUGACAUUAAUCCUGAUAGCAUCACCUGGCAAAGAGUGUUGGAUACAAAUGAUCGUUUCCUGCGAAAGAUCACUAUUGGCCAAUCUCCAACCGAAAAGAAUCAUACCAGAACGGCUCAAUUUGACAUCACAGUGGCCAGUGAGAUCAUGGCAGUGUUGGCUCUCACCAGCAGUCUGGAGGACAUGAGGCAGAGGCUGGCUAAAAUGGUGGUGGCAACUAGUCGCAGUGGCGAACCUAUCACCACAGAGGACCUGGGAGUGUGUGGAGCUCUGACUGUACUAAUGAAAGAUGCCAUCAAGCCCAACCUUAUGCAAACAUUAGAGGGAAACCCUGUGUUUGUUCAUGCCGGCCCAUUUGCUAACAUUGCCCAUGGAAAUUCGUCUAUCCUGGCUGAUAAAAUUGCUUUGAAGCUGGUGGGACCCAACGGAUUUGUAGUGACUGAGGCAGGCUUUGGCGCCGACAUCGGCAUGGAGAAAUUUUUCAACAUCAAGUGCCGUUACUCUGGGCUCAGGCCUCACGUAGUGGUGCUGGUGGCCACAGUGAGGGCACUAAAGAUGCACGGUGGAGGACCGACAGUCACAGCUGGUAUGCCUCUACCGAAGGAAUACACUGAGGAGAACCUGGAGCUCCUGGAGAAAGGCUGCAGUAACCUAAGGAAGCAGAUUGAGAAUGCCAAGCACUUUGGUGUCCCGGUUGUAGUAGCAGUUAAUGCUUUCAAGACGGACACUGAUGCUGAAAUGCAGCUGAUCUGUAAACUGGCUAAAGAGGCAGGAGCUUUUGAUGCAGUGCCCUGCACUCACUGGGCAGAUGGGGGUGCCGGAGCAGCUGAGCUGGGUAAAGCUGUACAGAAAGCUGCAGAGGCACCUAACAAUUUCAGCUUCCUGUACGACACUCAGCUACCCAUUGUUGACAAGAUCAGAAUCAUUGCUCAGAAGAUUUACGGAGCAGAUGAUGUGGAGCUCCUACCAGAAGCCCAGAAUAAAGUAGAGCUGUACACCAAACAGGGUUUUGCCAAUUUGCCCAUCUGUAUGGCAAAGACUCACCUGUCUCUCUCUCAUGAUGCUGAAAAGAAGGGUGUGCCUUCUGGCUUUACUGUACCCAUUCGUGACAUUCGUGCCAGUGUGGGUGCUGGCUUUCUCUACCCGCUGGUUGGCACGAUGCCGACAAUUCCAGGCCUACCAACACGCCCCUGCUUCUAUGACAUAGAUCUGGACCCAGUGACUGGAGAAGUGAUCGGGCUUUUUUAACAAAGACCCACUUUAAGCACUGAAAACACCUUCGAAUCUCACCAAGCAUGUUAAUGAAAGCAUCAUGGUGAUCUACAUCCAGUACUGAAGAUGCCUGAACCAUGGCUAAAUGAUGCUCAUCUCAGUUGGAUUAAAGACACUGCCAAGCUCAAAAAGAACUAUAAAUCCAGUCUGUUUUUACAUUUCUAUAAGAAUCAAAUCCACCCUGUAUUACUGAUUUGUACAGAAAAUUUUGGUACAUAAAACAAAUGUUUAAAAACCUAA